AUGAGUUCACCAAAUCUUUGUCCGAAGAGGGCGCUAUUCUUGGCUAAAAAAGUUUUCAUCCUUUUGUUCCUUGGUACACUGAUUGAAAAACUGACUGAUUUUAUUUCAGACGUUGAUGGUGAAGGUGAAGGUGGAGGUGAGGGUGAAGACGGCGAAGGUGAAGGUGAAGGCGAAGAUUUUGAAGAGGGAGAGGGAGAAGGAGACAGUGGUGAGGGCGCGCCGGAGGGUGGAGAAGCUGCCCCAGCCGAAGCCUAG
Messenger RNA from Dibothriocephalus latus, 255 nucleotides. NCBI's taxonomy places the organism in Eukaryota, Metazoa, Platyhelminthes, Cestoda, Diphyllobothriidea, Diphyllobothriidae. The record is from the annotation of a GenBank genome assembly.